GCCAGGAGCGGAGGGGAGGGGAGGAGCGCGCAGUUCGCGCGCCGCCCGGCCCGGCCCAAAGUUUUCCUGACGGAGUUUUGGAGGCGGCCGGACGAGCCAUGGACGCGCUCAAGUCCGCCGGGCGGGCGCUGAUCCGGAGUCCCAGCUUGGCCAAGCAGAGCUGGGGGGGCGGCGGCCGGCACCGCAAGCUACCCGAGAACUGGACGGACACUCGAGAGACACUGCUCGAGGGCAUGCUCUUCACCCUCAAGUACCUGGGCAUGACCCUGGUGGAGCAGCCCAAGGGUGAGGAGCUGUCAGCUGCUGCUGUCAAGAGGAUUGUGGCCACGGCCAAGGCCAGUGGGAAGAAGCUGCAGAAGGUGACCCUGAAGGUGUCACCUCGGGGAAUUAUCCUGACCGACCACCUCACCAACCAGCUCAUUGAGAAUGUGUCCAUUUACAGGAUCUCCUACUGCACAGCAGACAAGAUGCACGACAAGGUGUUUGCUUACAUCGCCCAGAGCCAGCACAGUGAGAAUCUCGAGUGCCACGCUUUCCUCUGCACCAAGCGGAAAAUGGCUCAGGCUGUCACCCUUACUGUGGCCCAGGCCUUCAAAGUUGCUUUUGAGUUCUGGCAGGCAGCCAAGGAAGAGAAAGAAAAGAGGGAGAAAUCCAGCCAAGAGGGAGGGGAUGCGCUGGGGACCUGCCAUGACAACACGCCCUCAUUGAAAAGCCUGGUCGCCACUGGGAACUUACUGGACUUGGAAGAGACCACCAAGGCCCCGCUAUCCACAGUCAGUGCUAACACCGCUAAUGUGGAUGAAGCACUGAGGCCUCCAGCCUUGAGCAGCAGCAGUGUCGUCUGGGAGCUGGAUGAUGGCCUGGAUGAAGCAUUUUCUAGGCUGGCGCAGUCGAGAACAAACCCCCAGGUCCUGGACACUGGGCUGUCGGCACAGGACAUCCAUUAUGCCCAGUGCCUCUCUCCUGUCGACUGGAACAAGCCUGACAGCAGUGGCAAUGACCAGGAUGACCUCUUCGGCUUCUGAGGGCCUGGGGCAAGCAGGACAUAACCAGCCCUGACACAUGACGGACCAAAGCCACCUGUGGUGGGGGAACCAGCUCCAAGACGUGCCGGCUGCCCCUUCUGGCCUACAGCAACAUCAGCCUGCAGAUCAAAGCUGCAGCCAGUCAAGCAGGGGGAAGGAGAGAUUUUUUUUUUUUUUAAACCUGCUCCUUCUCUGCAAACUGAAAGAAGCCUUGAAUAUUUAUUCAGUGACUCCUGGUCUGUAGUUGGAAGCUGGUUUUGCAUCAGGCACAUAACAGAUGCAGUACUGUGACUGGCCUUGUGCUCUUUCUCUUCUUGAGCCGGCUCUGCUCUUUGUGGGUGUCAGACAGUGACCAAAGCAUUUCUCAUCCCUCCUCCUUUUUUAAGAACGUGGAUUUCCCCAAGGACAUCCCCACUCCUUAUGGAAAGCAACCAGAACUCAGAGCUUGUCAUCUUGUGUGCUUAGGAGGAGACUGCCACCUCUGGAGAGGCCUGGGACCUCAGGCUUGCUUUUCUCAGGGUCCAGCAGGCCUGGGCUCAAGGCCUAGCUCUGGAGCUCUUGGGAGGGAGCCCCUGACCAAAGAUAACACAGCUUGGCACUUUAAAACCUACAGGGGCCAGGGAAAUGGCUCAGUGGAAUAAGCGCUUGCCUGGCAAGCGCAGGGGCCUGAGUUCAACCCCUGAUUCCACAAAAAAAAACAAAAAAAAACCUACAGCAGGUGUGGCCUCAGGGGCUUCACCAUGGUGCUGCAUUGGAUAAAGCUUUUUUUCUACCCCUCCUCCCUAGAGGGGGCCCAAAGUCCCUUUGAAUGGUACCUUCCUGUCCUGGGACCCGGUGUGACUGACUGCCUGUGACUUCGAGAGUCUCACUGCAACCAUGGGGAUCAGCUCUUUGUGAUUCUCCUUCCCUUCCUGGGAUGAGGCUGCUCCUGCUCUUGUUUUGUCUGUAUCCCUGAGAGUGUCCCUGUGUCCUGCCUCCACAUACCUCCUGGGAUAGUGUGUGGGAACUUGCACCUAGAUUCACAUAGGGAUAUUUUGCGGCCAUUUUACAGAUGAAAAAAGUGAGGCCACCCUCAUGGAGAGGGUGGAGUUGAAUAGAACCUGGAUCUGGUGCCAAAGCUGCUUUCUCUGCUGCCACCUCUCACAACUCAUACCUCCUUUUUUCUAGCUUUGUUGUCCUCCCAGGAACCAAAAAUCCCCAGCUAUUUUCUGACUAAAAUGUGUUUCGUAACAAACCAUCUGGUGCCUUUCCACACAGAACUGGCACAAGCCUCUGUGCCCUGCUGGCUUUCUCACUGUCAAUUUCCAUGAAGAUGCAAGUGUUUGAAGUCUGCUAAAUCCAAGAGUGAAACAAAAUCAAACUCCGUAAGCAUCACGCUGUUCUCUUUCCUGACACGGCGGCCUGGUCAGGACAUCCCAGCAGUGAGCUGAGCUGUCUUUAGAAUCUCUUUCCUUCCUCCCAACUUGGCCCUUGGGCUCUAGCAUCUGAAACCCAGCCAAGCCUGGAGUAUCUUUCCCAUCCCAAGGUGCCUCCCAGCGGCCUGGCUUGUCAGGACAGGUUUCUGUAUCCCCUGAAAACUCACCACAUUUCUUAGAAGCUGGGUCUCUUGAGUGUCCAAUCAGAAUGGGGCUGGGGUGUGUGGGGGUGUAGGACCUUCCUCAGAAGGAAGAUGACUUUUUUCCCUGCCACUCCCAUGCCCCUGCAUCCCCCUCAGACCUUGGGACCAGCCCUGUAGCUGUCCAGGCAGCAGGGGUGGGGCAGGACACCAGCUGUCCUCAGCACGAGUACGGGCGGGCCUCCUGUGUAGUACUGGCCUUCAUCAGUCUCUUGUUGACAACUGUCUGCACUUCCCGUGUGUCAGCAGCCAAGUCUCAUGUUUUGCUUUGUGAUGCUGUAAACGGAGGCUAAUGG
Molecule: messenger RNA, 2936 nt
Organism: Octodon degus (degu)
Lineage: Eukaryota; Metazoa; Chordata; Mammalia; Rodentia; Octodontidae
Gene: Ldlrap1
Product: low density lipoprotein receptor adaptor protein 1
Exons: 9
Coding region: 99-1025 (308 amino acids)
Cellular component (GO): early endosome
Source: RefSeq, a predicted model, not a curated record